UCCUCAUUCCACAUUUCUUGGUUUCCAAGCUUAGAACCCUACCUUUGUUUACAUAUACAUCUCUGAAUGCCAAAACCCACAACACAUAUUUUGUAAGAGUAGUUCCUGACUUCCUGUUUCCCCUAUAAUCAUGCAAGAUCCGACACCGCCGGUAAAGCUCUUUGGUCGUCAAAGGUCCAUACAUGAAGUUCUAGGAGGAGGAACAGUUGCAGAUGUGCUGCUAUGGAGGAACAAAAUAGCAUCGGCUGCACUUCUGAUUGGGAGUGAAGUCAUGUGGUUUCUUUUCGAGGUUGUUGAGUACAGUUUUGUGUCCCUUCUUUGUCACAUUCUCAUCACAGCAAUGCUUGUGCUAUUCAUAUGGAGCACUCUUUCUGAACAUUUCAAAUGGCCUCCUUUUGAGAUCCCUGAAAUCAUUUUAGAUGAGUACGCAUUCAACUCAAUUGCUUCAAUCCUCCAUGAAAGAUUGAACCAGUUCUUGUCGAUCAUCGUCGACAUCUCAUGUGGAAAAGACCUACCACUCUUCUUUUUGACCCUUGUUUCUCUAUGGAUUCUGUCUGUGAUGGGAAACUAUUGCAGCUUCUGCAAACUUCUGUUCGUUGGCGUGCUCUUCUUGGAAACAUUGCCAUUUCUGUACGAGCGGUAUGAGGAAGAUGUUGAUCACCAUGCUAUCAUAAUGCAUCAACAGAUAAAGAAAAUGCUCAGCGAGGUCAAUCUAAGUUUGCUCAACAAGGUUCCAAGAGGACCAGUGAAAGAGAAGAAGACCACAUAAAACAGAAUGGCCCCUGUUGUGGUGGAAGCUCUGAUGCUAAUUAAUCAGGGAUGAAUAUCUUCAGUGAAGUUACAUGUAAAGAAUACUGUAAAUAUAUGACUGCAAAACUGAAAACAAAAGUCACAGGAUUUGAAAUCAAUCAAAGUAUGAAAAUAAACUCUGAUAAACCUUACGCAAA
Messenger RNA from Vitis vinifera (wine grape), 947 nucleotides. Its product is annotated as reticulon-like protein B9. The record is from RefSeq and is a predicted model, not a curated record. NCBI's taxonomy places the organism in Eukaryota, Viridiplantae, Streptophyta, Magnoliopsida, Vitales, Vitaceae. The coding region runs from base 131 to 769 and encodes 212 amino acids. The transcript has 5 exons.